UAUUUUUCUUGAAAAUAUUUUUUAUUGACAGUUUUAUCAUAUUAAUUUAUGAUCAAUUAUCCAAUAGUAUAAUUGCAUAUAUCUUUUAAUUAAUAACCCAAAAUAUCAUGAUAAUAAGAAUAAGAAAAGAAAAAUAUUUAUUGUUAAUAUAUUUAACUAAUAACCCAAAAUAUCAUCAUAAGUAUAUAUAAUUAUAUUAUAUUUUAAAUAAUAGUACAUAUAUAGAUUGGUGGAAUUUUUAUAUCUAUUUAUUGAUUCAUUAUCUUAAAUAUUAUGAUAAAUAUAUUUAAAUAUGUUUUUUAAUAAUAAUAUUAAUUGGGCUAAUUGGACUAAUGAUUUAUUAUAAAAUCAUGGAAAAAAUGAUAAAUAUGCAAAAUCUCUUCUCAAAUUAUAGUAUAGAUAGAUUACGUUUCUCAGGUACUUUAUGUAUAAAUUGUCUUGGUUAAUAUAAGCUUAGGGUGUUAAUUAACUUAAAAACAUACUAACACAACUAAAUUCUUAUGAUUUUUAGGUUGCUAUACAAAACUACCCAAUAAACACUAACUUUUCUUAAUGUUUUAAAUAAUAAUAUACUUUCUCUAGUAUACACCUAACGUUUCUCUAGUUUUCAUGCAACUUAGAAAACUUUGGGGUACGUAAUAGCAUCCCCGUCUCUAGAACGAGGGAGGAGGAUACUCUAAGUAAUAUAAUGGAAAGCUAGUUGCAAAAAAAAUAUAUAUAUAUAAUGGAAAGCUUACCAGGCCACAUCUGUAUGUAUUGAAAUCGAUACCAUUGAUGAAUCAUACUCAAUCAUCCAUGAGUUUCCAUCAUCCAUUCCUUUAUUUGAUUGAGACAUAUGGGGAUCCCUUUACAAGAAUUUCUUUAGAAUAUAUAAAAGAUUUUGGCUUAAAACACUAGAAUAUAUAUAACCAUUAUGAAAAGCUGAAAAUGGAAUCGGAUAUUUUGUGUAUAUUUUUAUUCGGCUAUUAAGUAGAAUAUAUAUAAAAAAGAUUUUGGCUAAAAAUGGAGGGUGUUAUAUAGAAAAAAAUCCUUAACUUCUCACAGUGAGAUGUAUAUUCAUAAUCCUUUUCUUUAUCUGCAACAUCAACAUUUUUUAUUUAUAAAAUUGAAAAUUUAUAUCCUUUUCUAAAAUGAAAUUCUCUAAAUUCCACCAAAUCAAAACUAUGUUAAGACUUUUGGUCAAAACAUGAGUGAAAAAUCUGAGGUUAAAAAAUGCAUACACUUUGAUGUGAAAAGUAGCAAAAUUACUUUUUACAUAAUAUAACAAAAUCACAUUUUGACUGAAAAAAUAGAACCAUGCGGAGCACAAGAGGGUAUGGAAGUAUCAGCAAGCAAGAAGAAAAAGAGAAGAAGCAAUGGCCAAAACGCAUAGCAGUGUUGUUUCAUACUGAUUCAACAUGGUAAAAAGCUUGUACCAUUUUUUUAAGAAAUUAAACUUGAGUCGCAUAUUUGUCAUUCAUAUCUAGCAAAAGCUUGAACUGUGUUUUUGUUCUCCUAAGAGUACGAAGUUUUAUAAAAUUAUUAAGCUUCACUUUACAGUGGAUAUUUUGUUGCCUAAUUGAACGAAAUUCAGACAUUCCUUCAUCCUAAUCUCUGCCUAUCUGUAAAUUUAGUGUUACUUAGGAAAAAGAUAUUUGUAGAUUCUUCGAGAUGUGAUCAUGUGAAUUAGAUUGAUGUUUUGAUACUUGCCUCCCCAAGACUCCUCAAUAUUUCCGUUUUAAUGUAAGCGAGUAACAUUCACGAAACAUUCUAAUUGGUGAUUAGUUUUAUUAGAAAAAAGGAAAGAACAAAAAUCAACUUGAAGCGAGUUUAUAAAAGCAAACCCUACGCGGAGAGAGUGUGACUUGUUUCUUCUCCACAACGCAACAUAGAAAGUUUAUAGACUCAAAAACCUCUCUGGCUUAGGGUUUAGUUUCAUCAGAAUGGUGAAAAGCGGAGGAGGAGGCACUAAGAGAAAGAUCGAUAAGAUGGAAAAGAUCCCGAAGAGAGAGUAUCGCGCGACUACUUUCUCCAAACGUUGUUCCGGACUUUACAGCAAAGCCGCGCAGCUCUGUCUUCUCGCCGACGCACAGAUAGCAAUCUUGGCGACUCCUCCUUCUUCGCAGUCCAACGUCUCUUUCUUCUCCUUUGGUCACUCUUCCGUGGAUGCCGUCGUGAAUGCUUAUCUCACGGGACAGCGUCUUGCUCCUGUUAGGGAAGAGCCGAUGGAAGAGGACAUUGGUGUAUGUAUGGCUCGUAAGGAACUAGGGUUAGAGUUGUGGUGGGAGAAGGAGAGUCUUUGUGAAUCAAAGGAUCCUCGAGAGUUGAUGGACGCUGUCAAGGCCAUGGAGAGGAUGUUGAGUAAACUGCGUUCUGGAGACUUUGUUAGUGAUGAAGAAGACCUGAUCAAGAGCAGCGAGAUCAUGGCGAAGAGCGACGUCGUUUUACACCAAGGAACUCAAGAACCGGAUGAAACCCUAGAUAUCCAAGCAGUUUGUUGCGUCCCUGGUGAUGAUUUACCUCAUGAGGGUUUUGACAAGAUCACUGAAGUGCAAGAUCAGAUACUCGCUUUAUGUGCCACGGACAACAACAUAAACGGUUUAAGUGGAUCAGGCUUGGAUGUGUACAGUCAAGAGGUGGAUAUUGAUGAACUGAUAGAUUGGACGACUUUUGAAAGUUCAGUAUUCGAUGAUGGUGUCUUGGAUAGCACUCAAGAGCAUCAGGGGAGUCUUUUGAUGAACUUCGAAGCUGCUGCUCAUGAUGUCUCCACGAACCCAAAUCCUCCCAUGUCUGUCUCUGAAGGUGUUGAAGAGGAAGCUUUGGUGUUUCAGAACAAAGCUGCUAAUGAUGUCUCCACGAUGAAUCCAGAUGAUCUUAUCUAUGAUUUUGAAGGUGUAGUUGAAGAGGAAGGCUUUGUGUUUCAGAACAGUGUUUUGGAUGAAGAUAAUCUCCAGUUCAGAGAUUAUUUCAACUAGUUAACCACCGUUGCUGCUAUUUGGACAUAACAAGUUUAUUUUAGUAACUUCUGAUUGUUUUCUUUAUGUAAUAACUUCCACGUUUGUGUGUAAGAGACUAAGAGUAGAGAUUGGUUCGGUUGAUUCUUAACUUCGAGAACUGUCUUAACAAUGUAAUAAAGGGCCCGGUUUGAUCUUGAUCAUGCUUUCAUUAUUGUGGAAAUUGAUUGAAAUCAAACCGGUUCAGCUUCUGUUUGGAUUACUAAUGAUUAAAUUUUCAGUUCAUAUGUUUUUGUAUCUAUAUUAUUAAAGUUGAAGUAUACAUUGAGAUUAUUUGGCAAUAUAGAUAGUAGUUAAAAAAUAGUACUGUUUGGAAACAUAGAUAGCAGUAGGUUAGAAAAAAAAAAUGGGAUUAUGCUACUAAAAAAUUGGAAGUUCAUUACAUUAUAUUAAAAAGU
Molecule: messenger RNA, 3391 nt
Organism: Brassica napus (rape)
Lineage: Eukaryota; Viridiplantae; Streptophyta; Magnoliopsida; Brassicales; Brassicaceae
Product: agamous-like MADS-box protein AGL97
Exons: 1
Coding region: 1923-2954 (343 amino acids)
Biological process (GO): positive regulation of transcription by RNA polymerase II
Molecular function (GO): DNA-binding transcription factor activity, RNA polymerase II-specific; protein dimerization activity; RNA polymerase II cis-regulatory region sequence-specific DNA binding
Source: RefSeq, a predicted model, not a curated record